Molecule: messenger RNA, 621 nt
Organism: Symbiodinium necroappetens
Lineage: Eukaryota; Dinophyceae; Suessiales; Symbiodiniaceae
Source: the annotation of a GenBank genome assembly
AUGGGCGCGCUGUCGCCCCCUUCGAGGGCCCUCGGCCAGGUAGUAAGUAAUUCGAGUACGGGCCGUGCGGGCCCCGAACAGGCCACUCUCAGUGGCGCCACUCUGUACAGCGAGAGAGCGCGCUCCGUGGCUGCGGAAAACUCCGCAGCUGCUCUGCCCCUGUGCUCUGCCCUGCGAGAGAUCCUUGCUUUCGGGGGGCGUCUCGAAGUGUACAUAUCCCCGCUGGCAAAAGGACGCGCAACGCCGACCAAGCGAUCCGAGGAGGCCGAAGAGGAAGAAGGCAGCGAGGAGGAGGAGGACCAGGACACCUCUGCAGAUGUCACCAAGAAAGCCGUAAGGGACUUCGAAUACCUGGUCGGCAUGCCGAUCUCCACUCUCACGGCUGAGAAGGUGGCCAAGCUUAUGCAGGAGCACGAGGUCAAGGCCAGGGAGCUAAAAGAGCUGCAGAAGAAGAAGCCUUCAGAUCUUUGGCUGGAGGAUCUGCAAGCUUUGGAAGUCGCGCUGGAUGAGCGUGAUGCAGCUGCCUGUGAUGCAGAGGAAAAGGAGAAGGCGAAGAUCCAGAAAGCCAAGGCCAAGAAUGCAAAGGUCUCCAAAGGCGCGGGACUUUGCACGUGCCGAUGA